Molecule: messenger RNA, 5076 nt
Organism: Atta colombica
Lineage: Eukaryota; Metazoa; Arthropoda; Insecta; Hymenoptera; Formicidae
Gene: nclb
Product: WASH complex subunit FAM21
Exons: 13
Coding region: 84-4847 (1587 amino acids)
Source: RefSeq, a predicted model, not a curated record
AAAUCCCUUAUGACUUAUGACAUGCGCAGGAUGUGUCAGAUGGUAUAGAUAAAUCAUGGGAUCAUCCAUGGACUACUGAAGAGAUGAGAAAGAAGAGAAGGGAGUGGAGUUUGGCGGGUGAUGUUGGACUUCUUAAACAUCUUCAGCAAUUUUCUGAAAAUCUAGUGUCUAAAGCUAACAAGACUCAAGCUGCUCUGGACACGUUGACGACACAAUUAAAAGAAACAGGGAUACUAGUGGAUAAUGUUACUAAUACGUCUCUGGCUUUGGCCAAUACUCAGUUCAUCGAGAGCCGAGUGCAGGAGGAUGACAUAGAGAUUAAGGAGAAUUUGGAUGAGAAGCAAGAAAAUGCGAAAAUUCAAGAGUCCACGCCAGAGAAUCUCUUGGCCAGCAUAAGCGAGAGUGUUAAGCAAGGUUUAAGUAUAAUGGAUGAAAAGUACAAAGUAAUGGAUGUAGCUUGCAGCGAUAGCGAAGAAGAAGAUGAAGGAGGUGCGGUAGUAUUCAGUGUUAUUGUGGGACCUAAUGAUCCAUAUCAAGAUCGGCCCUUACCAUAUGUUAUCGGUUCCGAUAAAUGGAUAGCAUCGAAUAAGAUAGGUUUGGAGAGUAGCAGUAGCGAAUCUGAACAAGCCGACGAAGAGAGAGAUGAAUCGGAAAGUGAAAAGGAGGAUACCGAUGUGCGGAAAGUGUUUAACAGUCGACACAAUCCGGAGAUAAAUAUAGCGAGAUUGUCGUCGUCCUCUAGCGAUUCAGAUAAUUAUAAUGAUCACAGCAAUAACAUAUCGUACGAGAAUAAUAAAACGGAUAUUACAUCUCAGAAUAAUAUAAAUUCCGCUUCAGAGUCUGCCACACCUAAUAAUGUAUCGAAGUCAAAUGAAACGACACCGAAUUUUGCAGAGGAAUUAGCCAAACGAUUAGGCACCGUUCGCCAAGUACAAAAACCUGUCGCAGUAGAUGAAAUCAGUGAAUCAUCGAUUAAUCGAUUUAAAGAUGAUCUGUUUGCGUCCGAGAAGGAUGAAGGUGUGUUCAACGGUUCUGACAAUCUAUUUAGCAGUAAAAAAGAUCUCUUUGACGAUCAAGUAUCUGCCAAUCUGUGGAAGGAAAAGCCAAUCAAAUCUUACAAAAAUAAUAAUAUUAUACCAGCCAGUAUCGACGUGCCGCCGCCGAUUAGUAUAAUUUCAACAAAGCCAAAGUCAGCAAUAGACGAUCUAUUUGCCGAUGCUGAUUCGGAAGAAGACUCAGAUGACAUUUUCUCGUCGAAAAACGUCAAAAAACGCCCGAAGGAACCUGUCGCGAGCGAUAACGCUUAUCCCGCGAACAUGGAGGAUCUGCCGAAGAAAUUUUUAGACGUUAUUGCUCCCGGUAAAAUCGCCACAAGCACACCGGAAUCUAAUAUCGUUAACACCACGAGCUUAUUUAGUGACGAUGAGAACGAUGACGCAGAUCUGUUUGGUAACUCCAAAAAGCAAUCUCACCAACCUGCGAAUGCGCCAUCGAAUACGACUCAAGAAUCAAGUAAAAAGAAACCUAUUGGAGGCGAGUGGAUACUCGGCAAUGUUUUGGCAUCAGACAUUGAGAGCAAACUAUCGAGUCGGAUAAUGCAGCGACGACAAGAGUCGUCCGAAUCAUCCGAUAGCGACGCGCCAGGAAACUUUGAUAGCGCGACGAGAAGCAACGUUGAGUCAGCAUCCACGACCACGAAUCACAGUUCGCAAAAUCCCGCGGAGAAUUUAUCCGCAAUUGGGAGCAACACCAGCAGCGGAGUAUCGAUGCAACCGCCCAGUAUCGACAUCACAACCGGAUCCGGUUUAUCGAAUUUUCCUAGCCCGCGGAUGUCCUCGACAAGGGUCAAGUCUGAGGAGAUCUAUCGUGAGCGUAUUACCAGUGACAGUCUGUUUACGGCACGAACGUAUUAUCCUGCCAAUGCCAACUCGGCAAAUGCCAACAGUGAUAAUCAGCAGCAACAACAACAGCAAUCGAGACAGGAGCAGCAAGGUACCUCGUCGGCGUUAUUACAGGACGACGUAUUCGAAAACGACUUGUUCGAACCGCCACCAUUACCCAGUAAACCGGAGCGAACAACCAAAUCAAAGAUCUCGUCACUCUUUGACGACUCUGAUUCCGGUGAUGAGUUCUUCUCCGUCGCUAGCUCUGGUUCUAGAUCACAGAAGAGCACGGAUUUCCACGUCACAGUAUCGAGUGACCGGAUGAAAUCAGUCCCGAAAAGUGGCGGUCUAUUUGAUGACGACGUAGACAUAUUCGGCAAAGACGCCCCAGACGUCGAUAUAUUUGGGGCAGCAUCGAAAUCGGGUUCAAGAGAUGCAGCUUCAAAUGGUCCGAACUCGGUAAUACCCAAGAAUAACAACGACAAUUCACAAAAUACGAGGAUGGAACCAAAGAAGAUCAGUCUGUUCGACGAUGAUGAUGAUGGCGACUUGUUCGACGCGAAGCCGACGAAAUUAAAGAACGAACGUAAAACUGAUCUCUUUGAGGAUGAGGAUGACCUGUUUCUAUCCAACAAGACCUCUUCAAUAGAAAAAGAUGUAGCAGUUAAACCAAAAAUCGACAUCUCUAAGAACAUCUCUAGUCUCGAAACUGAAAAGAAGAAUAGAAAUGAUUCUCCAGAUCAUUUGGAUGAACUAUUUUCGAAAACAACGAGACCCCAUAGUCUUCUGUUUGAGGAUGACGAUUAUGACGAUCUUUUUGGCAAGAAGAACACAGCGCCAUGCGAUAACAAUCAAGUGAAAUCUAAAGAAGAAGCCAGUAAAGACAUUGCCGAGCAGACAGAGAAACUUCCUGAAGAAAAUAAAAACCAAAGAGAGUCAUCAAAUUUAAAUCGUGAUGUCAAGGCAAUCGUAGAGUCAAGCGUUGUGAGGAAUGACGUGGAUGAAGAAAAAAGUGAAGCUGAAAUCAAGGAAAUAUCUUCCAACAUUGAAGAAGAUGGCAUAGUAAAAAAAAAUUCUCCACCAAAAACUCUGAGCAUCCGGACGAUCUCACCGCCGUCUGAGGAACAUGGCAAUCAACAAGUACCUCGACGUUUAGUAUCCGGUAAGAUAAAGAAUCUAAUGGGCAAGAUGGGUGAUUUGAAAAUACUUUCACCAAUGGAUACACCGCCAUUAUGGAGAAGAAGCGAAGAUAAGACGGAUGAGGAAGAAGACGUCGUGGAUCGGGACAUCGCAGAUCUGGGCGUCAGUGGUCACGUUUCACCUCCAAGUAUAUCAGAAGGUAGCACACGGAAAGAAUCCUCUUAUUCAACAAUUUCCACCAUUAGCAACGCGGAAGCGGCCAUAAAUUUCGAUGAUCUGGCUCAAGUAGAAACAUUAUCUACUACUGCGUCCAAGAGCCGAGUGAGGAUUCAAGCUAAACGCCGUCCUCAAAGUCGACACGCUCGGAAAUCUGCCCUAAGGCAUAGCGGUAUCGACUUCGACACGAUUGACAAUGCGGACAACGAUAAUUCUCAGGAGGAGAGUCAUACUAGCACCUGUUCGUCCAGCAAAGAUCCAUCUGCCGCUUUGACAAUCAGUGUCUCUGAUCGCUUAAUUGCCAAUGACAAUAUUCAUCGCACGGCGGUCGAUCCUGCUUCUACGGACGACAGAUCUGAGCUGGGUAGUAUUAGCAAGGAGAGCUCGAUGAGCGUAAACAAGAACACUCUUCUGUCUCCAUCCACUGAUGAAGAGGAUUUGUUUGAUGUACCACCAGAUUUGCCGGAAGAUCCACAGAAGGAGGACGCUUUAUUUGGCAGGGCACCAAUACUCUCACCGAUUGACGGCGGGCAAUCGGAUAAAACGCCCGUCAUUGUCAAACCUUUAAUAGAUACCGUGAUCAGAAAGGUCGAUGAAAUUGAUACUGACGUGAAUGCAAUGAACAACGAAAGUAAUAAACAAAAUUCUAGCGAAUUUGCGCGAUCGGAUGUCGAUACUAAAUCAGAUACGCAGAAGAGUACCAAAAAUGAUAAACAUAAGAAAAUCGAUGAUGGGCAAGGUAACGUAAGAAAAGCAUCUAGCGAGGAGCCGAGCGAUCCUCUACGCGACAGCACCCACGAUCCACUGAAGGAUCCUAGUCAGUUGUUCGCGUUUGUCACGAAGACGCCAUCGCCUGAGAAAAGCAAAGGACUGUUAUUUUCUGAGCCGGACGAUAGUCUCUUCUCUAGCAGCUCAGCAAAAAAUCCGAAUGAGUCACAGAAGAAAAUCUUAGAUCUGUUUGCGGAAGACGAUAUGGGCGGCGAUCUAUUUUUCACAGCACCAUUGAAGAAGACGAUGAAAAAGCCAUUGCGAGACACGAAGAUCGGUCUCUUCGGUGAUGAUGACGACGCGCAAAACGACGAUGACAGUCUCUUCGGCAAUUCGUCCAGCAAAGCGAAGUUUGAUAAUCAACCAUCAAAUUCUAUUUUAGCCGGGCGAAAAAAGAACAAUAUUUUCGACGAUGACGACGACGAUGAUUCUAGCUUGUUCAUCGAGUCAUCCGGUCAUUCGCAGAAAUCGGACAGCGCGUCGUUCUCGGAGUCUAAGCAAGACUCUCAAAUCGAUUCUCAAACCAAGAGCUCGAAUUUAAAAGAUAUCUUCGGCAACGCACCGCAUGACGGUAAUGAUGACGAUAUCGAUCUUUUUGCUACGAAGAAAAUUGUUCCUAAGAAAGUUGUCGCGCCGUCCAAAUCCCUAUUCGCGUCGGACGAUGAUGACGACGGCCAUAUUUUCGGCAAGCAGCCAUCUGCGUCGACGGAAUCGAAGGCGAGGACGACGAUGAUCGCACCGAGUUCAAAAUUGGCCAUGAAGAAAUCGAUAACUAAAGAUUUGAAGAAAACGGCCGAAAAAAUCAUCGAAGAUCCACUAAGCCUCCUUCAAGACGACUAACUCAGUUUCCUUAAGAUAAGAUGAGAUUUUUAGCUAUACAACGCUUAGCUACAAAAGUUUAUACGUGUUUAAAAAAGUGAGAGAUGUUGAAUGAAGUACAAAAAUUAGAAGAGAAGCUUAUCUUUUUGUUCUGCCAUUUCUUCAAAGAAUUGUUUGUAUUACACUAUUGUAUGUAUGUGUGAGCAUGCGUGUAUGGUUAAAAUUAAUUUAUUAGGUAUAGGAAAAAGUU